This is a messenger RNA of Odontomachus brunneus, 3277 nucleotides long. It is a transcript of the gene Taz, whose product is annotated as tafazzin homolog. The record is from RefSeq and is a predicted model, not a curated record. Gene Ontology annotation, cellular component: mitochondrial membrane. Gene Ontology annotation, biological process: inner mitochondrial membrane organization; cardiolipin acyl-chain remodeling. The transcript is spliced from 6 exons. The coding region runs from base 707 to 1489 and encodes 260 amino acids. Gene Ontology annotation, molecular function: 1-acylglycerophosphocholine O-acyltransferase activity. Lineage: Eukaryota; Metazoa; Arthropoda; Insecta; Hymenoptera; Formicidae.
UGGCGAACGAGAGCGCGACGGAAACACACGAUCUCGCGUGUCAUCGUGACUCUUCCUUUUCGUUGCGCUGCGUCGCACCGCUCGCACUCGAAGAGCAAUAAGCGUAUGCGGUCGCAACAUCAAUCAUGGAUAUCUUUUCAUAAGAAUUCGAUUUUACUUAUUGAUCAUGUAACACCUUUGAAGUUGUGAAAAGUGGAUAAUUUUGCAGUACUUGGUGAGUUCGAUCGUUUACUUCUUACGAAUUCACGCCGCGGGAAAGGAUUUAUGAUCGAGCCCUCCAGGGGCUCGAUCGUGUAUCAACAUAACUUACAGAGGUGAAGGAACUUACUGGGAGAUCUACAAUUUCAUCGAUCGACUCUCAGUGAAUCCGCUGACUGUCAUUUUCCACCACGCGCUGCGUGUCAAUCGACCGACCUCUGCGGGUGGCGGAGGAGAGCGAGAAGGACGGAGCGCGGAGAGAAAGUGCGGAAAGUGCAGCCGCGGGGAGCGCAGCGCCUCAAGUGGCCGACGCGCCGCUACGCGAUGUCGCUCGUGCAGCCACGUGACUCGCGUCGCAAAACAUGGCUCAAAGUCGCCAGGAAGAUGGCUGCCACGGGUUACGAAAGAGCGGACGGUUUCUCGCGGGUAAGCCGCUUCCCGACCGCUCAGAAAGCCGCCGCGUCGCCGUACGUCCUCUUGGUCGCCCUCGCUGGUGGCCGCCGACGCGAUGGUAUACGACAUUAAGUGGAUCAUACCGAAACUGCGGAACCCGACGAGGCUCUGGAACAUCGCGAGCAGCAUAACCUUCGCGGCGGUGGGCAUUUUCUCGAGGAUCAUCAUAGAAUGGCUGAACAAAACGACGGUUUACAACAAGCACAUUAUCGAGCGCGCCUUAGAUGUUCGGCCGAAAGACGUUCCGCUCAUUACCGUGUCGAAUCAUCACAGUUGCUUCGACGAUCCAGGCAUAUGGGCGACACUAGACCUCCGGCACGGGAUCAAUCGACGUAAGAUGCGAUGGUCACUCGCCGCACACGACAUUUGUUUCACAAAUGUCUGGCAUUCCUACUUUUUUAUGCUUGGCAAGUGUAUACCUGUCGUUAGAGGCGACGGUGUGUAUCAGGAAGCGGUGGACUUCUGCAUCGAAAAGUUGGCUCAUGGCGAGUGGGUACACGUCUUCCCUGAAGGAAAAGUGAACAUGCUCAAGGAAGACAUGAGGUUGAAAUGGGGCGUGGGUAGAUUAAUACUAGAAUCGCCCAUCACGCCUAUCGUUAUUCCUAUCUGCCAUCUCGGUAUGGAUCAAGUACUUCCCAACGAGCCGCCAUAUAUGUUAAAAACGGGGAAGAGAGUUACCAUGAAUUACGGCGAGCCCAUAGACUUCAGCGGAAUGCUGGCCGAGUUGCGGGCGUCAAAAGCGGACGAGGUGGAAGCGCGGAAAGCGAUAACCGAUCGCGUUCAAGAGGAACUUGUAAGAUUGAAAGCGGCGACGGAAAGACUUCACACCAAGUUAUGACGAAGAUGAUCCCUCUUACGUCAUCACUCCGUCUCUAGCCUUAAUUUGCCAAAUAUAUAAAGAGAAAUAAUAUCGAUCGCGCGAAAAGUGAGACUCGUACGAUCACGAUUCGUACGAUCCGUAUGAUGAAGUUAGUUUCCUUUUUUUUUUUUUUUUUUAAGAUAUUCGCACACGAGUAUUUUUAAAGUAUUGUGUAAACAUAUUUGUGACAAUAUUGGUUAACGAAAGCAUCUGUUGUAUAGGAGAAGUCGCUGAAAUAUUCUAUGAAGUUUUUUAUCGUCUCUAGUUACUUCUAAUAAGCUCACCGGAAGAUCACUUGAUGCGCGUAUAUGCACUCGUGCGUGUAUGUCUCGAAAAGUUACGCGUUUCCUUGUAUAUUGUACGCAUUUUUUGAAGGAGUUGAUGCUGUGUGAUCCUCUUUUGACGAAAAUCUCUACAUGCAAACGAGAUUUGAUAUUUUAACUUUUCAAGUAAAUUGAAAAAAAAGUGAUUUCGUUCAAUAGAUACAAUCUAACUGCCUCUUUUUCCCUCAAUAUAGCUCCUCGGCAAAGGAAGCUUGAUUCCAUUAAUUUAAUUUGGCUCCUGUCAAAUUAAAUUUACUCUGACUUAUCUCUCGCAGAGUCAUUUAGUUUUAGACAUUGCACGUUACUAUGCCAACGAUAGUAACCGAACUGAUAUCUUGUUAACAGAAAGUUAAUUCGCAACUUCGCCAAAAAAUCGCGAAGGAAAUACACACGAACACUCCAUACACGCGCUAUAUACAUGCUCAUUCCGGGAGUCACCCGUUUCUCAGACGAUACACCGCGCUUUGUAAAAUAAUUUAUAAAUAUACAUGUUACGGUGUGAAAGUGAUCAAUUGAUGAUUUCUUUUUAUAAAACUGACUAAUAUCGGCGCAAUAAGUGAGAUAUUCUGCUGAAACAUAAUCGACGCGCUGGUCACUUUCACCGUAACAUAUAAAUUAUAUAUGUACAUAUAAUACACAGAUAAUGAUCGUAGCUAACAUACGGAUUCUCUUUUGAUGAUUGUCAAUAAAACGUUUUAAUAGUGCAAGCGAAGAUUACGUAAUACAGCCGGAGUUUAAAGCGGAUAUAUCAAAGCCGUGCCAGUACCUCAUUAAUUACUCUAUUUUCAAAGUCAAUUUAAGGUCUCACUAUACAGUGCGGAUAUAGCACACUUGGCCAUUAAUUAUAUAUUCCGUGCUCUCGUUUACGCGAGCACCGUGCCAAUUAACAGAUUUGUACUAGUUUUACUAAAGAACGCAUAGCGAGCGAUCGUUAAGUUAAACUAAGGAAGCACUUAACGUACAGCGUGUCUCGUGUCUUACAAUUAGGGUGUUUGCACUGUUUCUAUAAUGAUAAAAUGCGUGAACUUAUACAUGAAGAAUCACAUAUUAACGAGUAUAAAGUAUAGAUGAAAAGAAAGUGUUUCGUUUAUAAUUGCUCGUGACAAAAACGACGGUCGUUGGCCAAUUACACGAUUCUCCUUUUCUUUUUUUUUUUUUUUUGAAUAUUUAUUGCAAUAUAUUUAGGUCGUAACAAUUGUCACGAGAUGACAAUCGCGUGUCCACAUGCGUUCCCGUGCGCGUACAUAUAUACGCAUGAUGUUAAUACACAUACUUUUAUACUGUAGAUAUAACGCACACGGACUGCUAUCAAAAUUUUGGGCUACGUGAAACGUGAUAAAUUUAUAUAUGUAUUAUAUACCUCUUGUUGGAUAUAUAUAUAUAUAUAUUAUUAAAUAUUAAAAUAGCGUCUCUUUCACGAAAUAAAAUUGUCUUGUUUGUUUGA